Molecule: messenger RNA, 2233 nt
Organism: Malaya genurostris
Lineage: Eukaryota; Metazoa; Arthropoda; Insecta; Diptera; Culicidae
Gene: CCT5
Product: T-complex protein 1 subunit epsilon
Exons: 4
Coding region: 163-1785 (540 amino acids)
Biological process (GO): protein folding
Cellular component (GO): chaperonin-containing T-complex
Molecular function (GO): ATP binding; ATP hydrolysis activity; ATP-dependent protein folding chaperone
Source: RefSeq, a predicted model, not a curated record
CAGCGUUUGUUCAUUCAUCGUUUUCGUGCCUGUCGUUCAUUUAUCACGAGUCCGGCAGGAAAAGUAGAAUCUGCCUCGCGUGUGGGUUCCAUUGGAUUGAAAAUACAGAUUGUUGGUAUACAUUCAAGAAUCCAGUAGCAAGCGAAAUCAGGAUUCGCCAAAAUGAUGUCCUUACCGGGAAGUAUCGCCUUUGAUGAGUACGGGAGACCGUUCAUCAUCCUGCGAGACCAGGAGAACCAAAAACGUCUGACUGGUAACGAAGCCAUCAAAAGUCACAUCUUGGCAGCAAAACAAAUUGCUUCUACAAUUCGUACAUCUCUUGGUCCGAAAGGCCUGGACAAGAUGAUGGUUAGCGGGGAUGGAGAAGUCACGGUGACCAACGAUGGGGCUACGAUUUUGAAGCUGAUGGAUGUCGAUCAUGAGAUCGGUAAGCUGAUGGUUCAACUGAGUCAGUCGCAGGAUGACGAAAUCGGGGACGGAACAACCGGAGUGGUGGUGUUGGCCGGAGCUUUACUCGAGCAGGCUGAAUCUCUGCUGGAUCGAGGAAUUCACCCGAUUCGUAUUGCUGAUGGAUUUGAACUUGCGGCGCAGUGUGCCAGUAAGCACUUGGAUUCGAUUGCAGAACCAUUCCCGAUUUCCCGGGACAAUAAGGAACCGUUGAUUGAGGUGGCAAUGACCACCCUGGGCAGCAAGAUCGUAAAUAAAUGCCACCGACAAAUGGCGGAAAUUGCUGUCGAUGCCGUUCUAACCGUGGCCGAUUUGGAAAAGAAGGAUGUUAAUUUUGAGCUAAUCAAGCUGGAGUGCAAGGUCGGUGGUCGCAUGGAGGACACCUGUCUGGUGAAGGGUGUAGUGGUCGACAAAACCAUGUCCCAUUCGCAAAUGCCCAAAACGCUGCGGGACGUGAAGCUGGCCAUUCUGACCUGCCCGUUCGAACCACCGAAGCCCAAAACUAAGCAUAAGUUGGAUGUGACUUCGGCUGAUGAUUAUCGGAAAUUGCGUGAAUACGAACAGGAAAAGUUUUUGCAAAUGGUCAAACAAGUGAAGGAUGCUGGAGCCACUUUGGCCAUCUGUCAGUGGGGAUUUGACGAUGAGGCAAAUCAUUUGCUGCUGCAGCAAGAACUGCCGGCAGUUCGCUGGGUCGGUGGCCCUGAGAUUGAGCUGAUUGCAAUUGCCACCGGAGGAAGAAUCGUUCCCCGGUUCGAGGAACUGACUGCCGAUAAGCUAGGUCAUGCCGGGUUGGUACGGGAAUUAAGUUUUGGAACAACCAAGGACAAAAUGCUGGUGAUUGAGGAGUGCAAGAAUACACGGGCCGUUACAAUCUUGAUCCGGGGUGGUAAUCAGAUGAUUACAGCCGAGGCAAAGCGAUCGAUUCACGAUGCCCUGUGUGUGGUUCGCUCCCUGAUUCAAGAUUCUCGCAUUGUCUAUGGAGGUGGUGCUGCUGAAAUAAGUUGCGCAUUGGCCGUGGCUCGGGAGGCUGAUCAGCUUUCUACGCUAGAACAAUAUGCUUUCCGUUCAUUCAGCGUAGCCCUGGAAUCCAUUCCAUUGGCACUGGCCGAAAACAGUGGUCUUCUUUCGAUCGAAACACUUUCCGAGCUGAAAUCUCGUCAGGUAGCGGAGAAUUCCGCCACGUUGGGAGUCGAUUGCAUGCUCACCGGUAAUUCCGACAUGAAGGAACAUCACGUGAUCGAGUCCCUGCACUCGAAGAAACAGCAAAUCAUUCUGGCCACUCAGCUGGUGAAAAUGAUCCUCAAGAUCGACGACGUUAGAACGCCGGCCGACAAGUAAUUUCUAUUGUUCUGUUCCACCCACACACUUAUUCACAUCAUAGACUUAAAGGCAAUGUUUUGUAUUCUGUAUUGUCGUGAUAAAAACUUGUCUAAUAACUUCCCCCAUCUUUCCGUUUUCGUGCACUCAAACUUCCACGAUGCUAUACCGACAUAGGAAUUACAUGUAAGGAUCAUUUAUCUUUGGUUGUUGUUCAGUUAUAAUUUGCUUCAUGCUUAGUGGCUUAACUCACUUCAUGUAUUUCAUGUCGUAACAACUAAAUUUAAUCAAACUGCAUGAGAGCAGGCUUGGACUCAAAAUAUUAAUACGGCACUACAGAAAUUAGUGCACGUUUUAAGUUAUCAACUGCUACCUAUAAAUCAUCGUAAUAAGAAGUUUAUACUCUCGUUUAUCUAUUCACCAAGUAAUUCAAUAAAUACUACGUUCGUUCACCAACACGUGAAAUUAA